CGUCGACGCGUUCGGCACUGUUCAAGUCGACCACAACGAAUUCCUUCCUCAGCCCCCUCCCACACUCACGAUGGGUCUCCGAACGAUAGUGGUGGUGUGCACGACGAGCUUCUUGCUUGGGUGCCUGUUCACGCAUUGGAUCGUCGACCUGCUUACGCUUUGGCGCCCACCGGCGGCAGAGGUGGACCUUUGGACCGCCGUGCGCUACUACUCCCUUAUCGAGACGAUGCCCAGGUGGUCACAGCUGCUACUUGGGCUCGUUGUAUCUCUUGCUGGGGCUACUAUCCUCUGGAGCCUUGGGGACGGCCAGGCAGACAACAUCAUGUUUGACGGGGGCAGUAUCUGUCUCUUCGGCGCAACUCUCGCCAUGUAUGUGUACAACGUGCUUCCCAGCAUCAUCAAAAACUUCGAGACGAUCCCCCCUCACGAGCCCGACGCGAUAGUGCCGAAGACCCUUCGCACCGCUGUCAUCGACCUUGCCUCAAACCACCUCAUGUGCAGCGUCGCGCUCACAGGCGUCCUUGCCCUUCAGGCGGGUCGGCAGUGGGUCCAGCGCUCGGCGAGGGAGGACCAGGAGGAGGUCGAGGAACUUGUGUCGGACAGCAAGUAACUGCUGCAAUGUAUUUUUUUGUGACUCUAUAUGCAGUGCGCGUGCUACACAGGCGUUGUCAAAGCAGUCCUGCAACAGUCAGCUUGUGCAUCCCCUCCACCAACAUGUCAAAGU
Schizophyllum commune H4-8 is the source of this 724-nucleotide messenger RNA. RefSeq lists its product as uncharacterized. The transcript is spliced from 3 exons. Lineage: Eukaryota; Fungi; Basidiomycota; Agaricomycetes; Agaricales; Schizophyllaceae. The record is from RefSeq and is a predicted model, not a curated record. Gene Ontology annotation, biological process: endoplasmic reticulum to Golgi vesicle-mediated transport. The coding region runs from base 71 to 610 and encodes 179 amino acids. Gene Ontology annotation, cellular component: endoplasmic reticulum membrane.